Scleropages formosus (Asian bonytongue) is the source of this 6402-nucleotide messenger RNA. RefSeq names its product nuclear factor of activated T cells 5b (gene nfat5b). The record is from RefSeq and is a predicted model, not a curated record. The transcript is spliced from 15 exons. Gene Ontology annotation, cellular component: transcription regulator complex. Gene Ontology annotation, molecular function: transcription factor binding; RNA polymerase II cis-regulatory region sequence-specific DNA binding; DNA-binding transcription factor activity, RNA polymerase II-specific. NCBI's taxonomy places the organism in Eukaryota, Metazoa, Chordata, Actinopteri, Osteoglossiformes, Osteoglossidae. Gene Ontology annotation, biological process: calcineurin-NFAT signaling cascade; regulation of transcription by RNA polymerase II; cytokine production. Bases 181 to 4266 code for a protein of 1361 amino acids.
GAAAUAGAAAAAGUGGACGCUCGCGAGGAGCUGCUAGGUAACGUCCUCAGUAAAAGGAGAGGGUAGUAAGCACGUCACAUUCUUGAAAUAAGUGAAAAAGCGCGACUCGUGGACGGCUAGGUAGCUAGGCUCGUGGGCGAAGAAGGCGCUCCGACGAUUGCCCCGCUCGGAGGCACUGCGAUGCCCUCUGACUUCAUCUCACUGCUCGGCGCUGAUCUCGACCUCAAUUCCCCCAAAUCGCUCUACUCGAAAGAGUCGGUCUAUGACCUUCUCCCCAAAGAGCUUCAGUUGCCAUCGUCCAGCGAGCGUGACCCCAUAACCAUGAGUCAGAAGAGUGGUGGAGAGGCAGGCCCCCCACCUCCAGCAGCUCUCGCUUCAGAUGCCACCUCCUCUUCUAUGCCCAUGGGAGGUCCUCGCAGUGCUUUUCCUGCCUCUUCCAGCCCCACCAUACACUCCUCUACCUCAGUCACUGACCGGGCCUCCGUUCACAACAGCUGCGCUCCGGGUGACGUGGUAAGUAGCCGAGGGGUAGUGGAGAUGCUUGGCAUGGAGGGCCAGUCGGCAGGAGCUGGAACGGCUGGAGGAGGCGGAAGCAGCGGUGGCACUGGUAGUGCUGUUGGUGGCAGUAGCAGGGCCAGUGGGACUGGAGGAGCGUCAAAUGCAGGAGCAGGAGUCAGUGCCCAGCACCAGACGACACCGUCAAAGCGGCGGACGGUGCUGAACAUCUCUCCUCCGCCGGAGGACCUGCUGGAUGACAGCCGCAUGUCCUGCCAGGAGGACUUGCUUCCAGACUCAGAGCAGAGUAGCAGCAUUUGGAUGGAAGACUCGGCCUCCAACUUCAGUCUCAUGAGCUCCAGCUCCUACAAUGACAACACUGAGGUUCCACGCAAAUCACGCAAACGUACAACACGACAGAGGCCAGGGCCCAAACCUGUACCUGCCGAAGAGGCAAGCAUGGACGUAUUCGAUGCAGACAGUGCCAAGGGCCCCCACUUUGUCCUUUCCCAACUGGGCCCAGACAGCAAGCCCUGUGCAAGCUCAACUGAAGGUCCAAAGUCAUCUAAUCAAAAAGGUGGGACUUUGUCAGGCCAGUACCCCUCCAAGGCCGAAGGCAAGGAGUUGAAGAUUCUCGUCCAGCCUGAGACCCAACACCGGGCACGGUACCUGACAGAAGGAAGUCGGGGGUCAGUCAAGGAUCGCACACAGCAGGGCUUCCCCACUGUCAAGUUGGAGGGUAUGAACGAGCCAGUGGUCCUGCAGGUGUUUGUGGGUAAUGACACAGGUCGCGUGAAGCCACAUGGCUUUUACCAGGCUUGCAGGGUGACAGGCCGCAACACGACUGCUUGCAAGGAGGUGGAUAUCGAGGGCACCACAGUCAUCGAGGUGUGCUUGGACCCCAGCAGCAACAUGACACUGGCGGUGGACUGCGUGGGCAUCUUGAAACUGCGCAAUGCUGAUGUGGAGGCUCGUAUUGGAGUGGCAGGCUCCAAGAAGAAGAGCACGAGAGCCCGCCUGGUGUUCCGGGUCAACAUCCCCCGCAGUGAUGGCUCCAUGUUCACCCUGCAGGCUCCUUCAUCUCCAAUCCUCUGCACCCAGCCAGCAGGUGUGCCUGAGAUUCUGAAGAAGAGUCUACACAGCUGCCCUGCAGUGGGAGGCCAGGAGGUCUUCCUCAUUGGGAAGAACUUCCUAAAAGGAACCAAAGUGAUUUUCCAGGAAAAUGCGUCAGAUGAAAAUUCUUGGAAAGCGGAGGCUGAGAUUGACAUGGAACUGUUUCAUCAGAAUCAUUUAAUUGUGAAAGUCCCACCAUAUCAGAACCUGGCCAUCUCCACUCCAGUGUCUGUGGGGAUCUAUGUGGUGACCAAUGCUGGGCGAUCCCAUGACAUCCAGCCUUUCACCUAUACUCCAGAACCAGUGAAAGCGGCCGACAUGCCUGUUAAGAAAGAGACAUCAUCUCCAGCCAAACCUUGCUCUUUUAAAGAACAGAUGAAAGUAAUACAAAGUGGAAACUGCACCCUGGAGAACACCCUGAUGGCCCCGAUGAUGCCCCUGGUGAAGAGGGAGGAGGCAACCCCCAUGGAGGUCUCAACCAAUAUCUCAGAAGCUGCUGCCUUCAAGACGUCAGAUGCCAUCACAGCAGAGCAGCAGGCAAUGGAUGUGCGCUCCAGCAUCCCCAUUAACAGUGGGUCUUUCUCUGGCACCAUGACUCACCAGCAGGGGGAGCCGGAUCAACAGCAGUCCACUGUCUACACUGGCACUGAGUCCAUGGGCACGAUACAGAAGCAGGACAUCACUGCUGGUGGCUCCUUUCCGGUCUCAGGGGAAUCCCUGCUCCAACAGGUGUCCCAGCCAUUCCUUUUAGAGGCCGGGGAUGGGCUGUCACGGGAGGGGGCUGGUGGCAGUGUAGUGGGCCUGGCUCAAAUAGUGGAAGUACAACAGGCGCAAGCCCAACAACCUCAACUCUCAAUUUUCCCACAAGACGGGGUUGCCCAGCUCGAGAGGGCAGUGCGUCACCUCCAGGCUGGUGGCUUCUCAGCAGGGGGCUCAGCAAGCGACAGCCUGGUACAGCAGGUUCUGGAGGUGGCUGCACAACAGCAGCUCAACUCUGUGCUGUAUAGCCCAGCCCCCUCCACAGAAAGUGUGCAACAGCAGGUCCAGGACACUAUGACUGGUCUACAGCUACAGCCAUCCAGCGGGCAGCUUGCCAAGCCACAGCAGCAACAAGAGCAGCAUCAGCAGCAAGUCCUAGAGAACCUGCAGCAGCUCCAGUCGGAGCUCUUCCAGCCUCAGAUCUCCAUGCAGUGCAGCAUUUUCCAGGGAACCUCCCAAAAUGAGACCUCUGAACAGCAGAAUUCCCCACAGCCCAUGGUGCAGGGCCACAACUCUCUCUUCCAGUCGCCCGAAGACUUGAUGAGUAGUGCCUCUCAGCAGCAGCGACAGCAGCAGCAACAGGUGGCACUUUUCCAGCAAGCAGGAGAGCUCCUGUCCAUCCAGACAUCUAGUUUUCUUCAGCAAACUCCCUCUCACCCCUCCCCCACCCAGCAGCUGUUCCAUACCCCCAGCCCAUUGCCCGAUGGGCAAGAUCCACAGCGGUCUCUCUUCCACUCCCCAAAGGGUCAGCCCACCCAGGAGCAAGUCCAAGCAGCCUUAUUCCAGAACACCCUGACUGUGCUUACAGGCUCCUCUCUGUCCCAGGAGCAACAGCCUGCUGCAUCCAGCCUUUUCCUUUCCCAGAGUGCUCUACCUGGCCAGCUCACUGCUGACACUAAUCAGCAGCAGCAGCAGCAGCUUGCCUUCCUCACAUCCAUGCAGGCAUCACCUGGGGAGCCACAGUCAGUCUCUGUGUUCCAGUCUCAGCCCCAGCUGGCUGGUCUGCAGCAGAGCACCCCUAUGGAGCAGCAGCAGUCGCCCCAGCAACCACAGAGCUCCUUGUUCCAGAGUCUGUCCCCCCAUGCCCCUGGUGGCACUCUCUCGCCAAGCCAGCAGCAACAGCAGGCAGCGCAGCAGCAGCAGGCUGGCCUGUUGUACUGCAGCAAUUCGCUAAACCCCCCAGAACAGCCCCCAGCCCUACUCUUCAGCAACCAGGCCCAGCUGAGCAGCAGGAGCCUCGGCUCGCAGGAAUCCCAGAAUUCCUCGCUCUUGUUUCCCCAGUCUUUGAGCCAGCAGGAGCCAUCAGAGCCCAUGUCUUUCCAAGACCAGAGCUCUGUGGUAGAGACCCAAUCCCCAGUGGAGCCGCCCAAGCAGGGACUCUUCCAGGACCCGCAGCCCAUGCAGCUGGUGUCUGCCUCCGGCAGCGGUGCCGAGCAGCCUAUCACCAUUUUCAUGCCGCAGGCAACCAUGACAGCUCUGCAGGGAGGGGUUGGCUCCCAAGAGCUGCCCCAGGCCUCCAUCUUUGCUACGCAAAAUGGGAGCCUGCAGACCACCAGCUCCUCCCCUGUGCAGCAGCCUGGCUCACUCUUCCAGACAGCCGUGAGCAGUGCCAUUAGCCAAGAGCAACAGCCGGGCAUGUUUCUCUUCAGCAUCCAGAACGAAUGCGGUCAGCUCAUGGACUCCCCUGGGCCCAUGCUGUCCGAACAACUGAUUGCCCUGAGCCAGUCGGGCCAAGGCCAGCGUGAGAACGACGCUCAGAUCCAGUCACUGCUUAACCAGACCAUGUCUGAGUCUGGGAACAUGCAGAACAGCAUGACAACCUCUCAGAACAUGGAGAAAAUCGACGACCUUCUCGUGAGCCUUCAGGAGCAGGGCAACAACCUGUCGCGCUCCUACUAGAAACACCUUUGGAUACAGGACCCUGGAGAACAGUAGCCCAGUAGACGCCCCGUUGAAGAGGAUGUUGAAAGAACACCAGCGGGAUCCUGUAUCAACUACAAGUCUCAUCAAGGCUUCGCCUGUCCAUGGCUCUAGAUUCAUUCUUCGUUCAGACUGGACUUUGGGGGUUGUACAGUGAGCUUAUUUUACCCUUGUAGUUUAACAAAAGGCUCCCCAGACAUGUCACAAUUCUUUGUUGAAUAGCUCUGUUGUGUUGUGUUACAGCUGUGAGCACAUAUCACGGGGGGAUGUGUUGGACGUGAUGUGUGCGGCACUCUGCGCAGCCCUCAAAGAUUAGAUGGUUCCCGCACUGGUGUUUUAAAUCCUACAGGCUCUACAGCAUCACCUGUGUGCGGUUGUGACUCCUUAACACUUUUUUCUCUUUUUAAAAUAACUUUUAGGUAAAAGAUAGCAAAAAAGACAUCUAAAAAAGAGAAAUUGUAUAUUUUUGACAUUAGACUUUCAGCACUUUAUAACACUUUCCUUUGUGACAAGAUACUCUGUGUACUGACCUACAGUGCUCUCCCUGUCUCCUCAUGGGUUCAGCUGUCAGCUAUUUAUUGCCAUUUUUAGAAAAUGUAAGUCUUUUCAUUGAUAUUUGAAUACCUUUACCCAUGUAUUUUCUUACUCAUGCAUGUUUUUUGUAACCUGAAUUUUCUUAUGAGGUUGUUUCAUUAACCCACCUUACCCCAAACGUUUUUUCACCAUUUUACCCAAAGUUUAAAGUAAUAUUACCUUUUUUUCUCUGGUCACUCAAGCUGAAUCAGAAAGCAGAUGAAGACAAGGGGGCUGCAGAGAUUGAGGGGGAAAACGCAUAGGCCAGAAUUUAGGUCAUUCAUAAUAUAUAGUGUGAUAUUUUGAUGUGAAUGUGUGUCUACAUGAAUACAUAUUCAUGGUCAUAUAUAACAGUAUAUACAUAAAUUGUGUGUGCGUCUCUUUGGAAUGAUUUGGUGUAUAUUGUUCAUUGUACUGUGUGUACAUGUGUAUAUACUUUAUUUUUAGUGUCGUGUCUGAGGUGGGUGUUGUGAUGAUCAGUGUCUGAUGUGUGUAUUAUUGAUAGAUGAAUAGAUGUUGAAGUCCUGGGAGGGUCCAGCCUCUUGUAGUUCCCUCGUGACGUGACUGGAAGGCAGCGUCUCUCGCCGCUCAAUCUCAUUUCACCCUUUGUCAGUUUAUCUUGCCACGUGGUGCUACACACAGGAGGGAUGAGGAAUUUUUAAUCAUGUUGUCAUUUGUAUUAAUAUUUACUGUAAAAAUUAAAACGCCUUCGCCUUGUGCUGACUCUGUGUGCAGCUGGAUGGCCAGCGGAUGUCAGGAUCUCAGGAGUCCAGGCCACAUCUCACGUCAGGCUACAGUCAGUCGCCACUUUAUACCCCACUUCAGUACGCUGCCAAUUUUAUGGCCUGAGUGGGCGUACAUCUGCAUUUGUUAGUCUGGGCUUUUUUGAGAGGGGGAGAGUAUAAAUGAUCAGUUUGUUUUUUCUUUUUUUUUUUUUUUUUUUUUUUUUUUUGUUUGUUUGUUUUCUUCCGGACUCUCGGUUGUGUAUGAAGCCGUAAAUCUCAACGCGUGAGGCGUUUUUUGCGAAGCUGCCAAAACGAGCGUCUUUUUCUUUUCCACGCAGACGCCUGUGGCACAUGCCCACCAGACAGCACUAGGGCUGUAGUUUGACCGUGGUUACACCACGCAGUUGAGCCUCUGCUAAACCCAGGGGACUGGUCUCCCUCACUACGAGAGCUGCUCGGUGAAGCCUCCGGGCCUCCUCGUUGCUUGUGUGUCCGUGUAAUUGUUGUCAUUGCCCUUUUUCAACUAGUGUCAUCACACUUUCACUAGUUUUAAAAAUAAGCUUUAUUUGUAGGGUGCGUAACCUAUCUUCUCGUAUGACGGUAACCGGUGAGGAAUUGCACGUCCUCCGCGCUCCCCCAUUUCUCAGUCAGUAACCUGUUUUACAUAUUUAAAGGGACCUACUGCAGAAGGAUGAGCUGCGAAUGUGUCUUGAAGGAAAUUACUUGUAUUACGCUUUUCCCAACUCGUGAAAUACUGGCACUUUUUCCUGUUAUGGAGUUUUUAAAAAAACAUUUUAUUUUAUUUUUUUUUUUUUUU